Cephus cinctus (wheat stem sawfly) is the source of this 994-nucleotide messenger RNA. RefSeq lists its product as uncharacterized. The transcript is spliced from 3 exons. The record is from RefSeq and is a predicted model, not a curated record. The coding region runs from base 564 to 938 and encodes 124 amino acids. Lineage: Eukaryota; Metazoa; Arthropoda; Insecta; Hymenoptera; Cephidae.
UUGGGGAUGCUGCUUAGAAGAAUUUUUAUUGUGAUUAUUGUAAUUGGAUUUUGUGUUUUGGAAAAUUUUGCAAAAAAACCAUUAAAUCCUGAUAUUUUGAAAUAUCAUCCGCGCGCUAAACAGGUGCGAUUUCGGAAAAAUUCAUAAUCGAAUCACAGAUUUUCUGGACAAACUAAGGACAACAAUAACUUUUCUGUUUCGAAGGAAUGGCUGAGAUUUUCGCGGAACAGAAAUGCGGUACCGAGAGAAAUAUAUUUCUGGAACGAUGUAAAAAAUCAUAUACGAAGAUUACUGACUUUUCACCUUAAUCUAAGAAAUGACGAGCAACUUAAAACAUCGGCAAUACGGUAAAAUGCAAUAUUAAUCGUGCAUGCAAAUACACAAAAUGCAAGGUUGCAUAUACUCGCCUGAACAUUCUCUCAGUCGUCGCGAAUUCGCAAAGGCUAAUGCAUGUUGAAGACCGACCAUAUCCAAUGGUCUUUUAUUUAAACGCACGGAAAUUGUUUUCGAUUUAAAAAAUUACAAAAUCGAUUCUGACAACAAGUGUUAAAAGAAAUAAAGAAAUGGCGGCGAUAUCGAAUACGAUCUGUGCAUUGUUUUUCAUUGCCUUACUGGUCAUGGUACAUAGUGAGGAGAAAUUGACAAGCAAGGAUCACGAUGAACUUCUGGAAAAACUGGCAAGUUUCAUUGCUCAAAGGGAAGCCAGCACGACAACGCCAAAGCCGAAGUUAACCUUACCGUCAAGGAAGGACGAGACUGAAGUAGAAAGAGCUGACAGGAUUAACAAAGGUUUCGAGAGGAUGAUUCAAUUUGUGAAUGUUCUGGGUCAAGUAGACAGUUUCAUAUCGGAUAGAACAAAGAAUGUUGUGAAAAAAUUGAAUGCUAUGUAUGAGGUAGAUGAAGCCGCGAAUUCUAAAAGAGGACGUAGACACUAUUGAAAUUGGCGUCAUGUAAAUCUAAUGAAAUUAAUAAAAAUUAUACAGUUAUUGUUUCA